This is a messenger RNA of Hydractinia symbiolongicarpus, 6913 nucleotides long. Its product is annotated as proliferation marker protein Ki-67-like. The transcript is spliced from 9 exons. Bases 90 to 6662 code for a protein of 2190 amino acids. Gene Ontology annotation, cellular component: chromosome; nucleus. Gene Ontology annotation, molecular function: protein binding. NCBI's taxonomy places the organism in Eukaryota, Metazoa, Cnidaria, Hydrozoa, Anthoathecata, Hydractiniidae. Gene Ontology annotation, biological process: regulation of mitotic nuclear division; regulation of chromosome segregation. The record is from RefSeq and is a predicted model, not a curated record.
UUACAAAAUGUUUCACCGGUUACGAGAGACAAAUGGUCGUAUUUUAGGUAAUAAUAAUAAAAAUAAGAAUUUUAUAAUAUUAGUUCUUCAUGGAAGGUGUGUUUGGAAAAAUAGUUGUUAUUAGGAGAAAUGGUACUGAUGGACCGGUAUUUCCAAUUUCCUCUAAUAAAGAAAAAAUUGUUUUUGGGAGAGAUGAGUCAACAGAUAUAAGGGUACAAUUACCACGAGUUGCCCAACAACAUUGUCAAUUGCUUGUUUCUGAUAGAAAGGUUACAUUGGAGAAUUUCUCAGAAGUACUUCCUACCCAAUGUAAUAAAAAGACAUUUGGAAAAUCUAUUGAAAUGAAACAUCAAGAUGUGUUUUCAAUAUCAGAUCGUUUUUUUCGCAUUGAAUUUAAUGAAAUGUUUCAACAAAGGAAUACUCCUAAAAGAAAAUCAUUAACAAAGACACCACUUGGAAAUAGUCCUCGUACUCCUAAUCAAAAUACACCUUUAAAGGAUAGCAUCAAGCGUUUAAGACGCGAUUCAGAUAAAGUUGAGGAAGGCACAGAACCUGCUUUAACAAUGUCACCAAGCACUAUUAUGUUGCCAUUAAAAUCACCAAGGAGAUCACCUAGGAUAAUAGACAAAGAAAAUAACUCUCCAAAUUUAAAUACUGUUGUGAAAACACCUAGUCUAUUAAAAGAAGCCAUAAAUAAUAAUAGGAAGCGUGUUUCGUUUGGAGCCAAUCUAAGUCCUGAAUAUUUUGAUAAAAGACUUCCUCCUAGUACUCCUGUUCGUCGGGGUGAAAGUCCAACAAGAUCUCCAUUUAGAAGAAAGUCAGAUCCAUUUUAUCGAAAAACACCAGCCACUAACAAACGCAGAUGCUCUGUUGCGACAGGUUUAUCAACUAUCCCUAUUGCAGAGGGAGAGGAAGAGAAUGAAAAUGUCAUUCCUCUGCUUUUGCAAUUUGAUUCUUCCGGCACUGUUGAUUCAGUUGUUGAUAUUUUUGCCAAUUCACCUUCAAUGAGACAAGACCUUCCACCUCCUUUAAAGGCAGAAGUUGUAACUCGGGAGAAUAUCAGUAGUUCUGAAGAAACAGAAUUACAAGAAGUGCAAGAAAAAAAGAAGAAAAAACUAGCUACACCAUUACGUGCUGAGAUCAAAAAAGGUAUUUCUUUAAAAUCAAAAAAGAAACUAGCAACACCACUUCGAAAGGAUAUUGUAAAAGGUAGAGUCCUGAGGGCAACUAAACCAAGGUUAUUGACACCAUUGCGUUCAUCUAUAAAAGCAGGUGUUACACUUAAAAAAACAAAGCCAAAAACUCCAGUCAAGCCUAUUGAACAGAAAAAACUACCAACACCUGUUAGAGACGAGAUACACACUGCACCAAAACUUAGAUCUGUGAAACAUAAACUACCAGCUGCAUUAAGAGAAGAUAUUUUAAGUAGUAGAAAAUUAAAAAGUACAAAGAAAAAAGUAUUGAAGACACCAUUGAAAAGAGCCAUUGAAAAAAAACCUUCAUUGCGGCAGACAUUGAAAAAAGGAUUGAAAACACCUGUCAGAAAACAAAUAAAAGAAGGAUUAAAACUGAAGCAAAGAUUUAGAAAGAUGCCAACACAAUUACAAGAGGAAAUAUUGAACGGUGUACAACUUAAGGUUAACAUGACAAAAAUGAAAACACCAUUAAAAAAAGAUAUUGCAAAGGGGGUUAUUCUCCGUGAAACCAAGAAGAAGAUGAAAACAUCUCUGCGUGAUGAAAUUCAAUCUGAUGUUUCUCUAUGUGAAACCAAAAAGAAAUUGCAAACUCCUUUGAGAAAAGAAAUCCAAUCUGGCUAUUCUUUACGAGAAACCAAAAGGAAAUUGCAGACUCCCUUGAAGAAAGAAAUUCAAUCUGGCCUAUCUUUGCUGGAAACCAAAAAGAAAUUGCAGACUCCCUUGAGGAAAGAAAUCCAAUCUGGCGUAUCAUUGUGUGAAACCAAAAAGAAAUUGCAGACUCCCUUGAGGAAAGAAAUCCAAUCUGGUCUGUCUUUACGUGAAACUAAAAGGAGGAUGAAAACUCCUCUUCGUGAUGAAAUUCAAUCUGGUGUAAAGUUACGAGAAACCAAAAAAAAGGCACUAACUCCUGUUAAGCAGCAAGAUAAUCCAGAAGAUAAUGAAGAAUCUAAAGUUUUUAUUACAAGUAAAGAAAGACAUAUUUUAAAAGCUAAAAGAAGACUUCCUCGUGUCGUAUUGCCUGAAAUAUCUGGCAAUCUAGUCACUUUCACCGGAUUUGCUGUGAAGGAAAAAGUGGGUUUCCCUGCCAAAAAGAGGCAAAGAAGGGGAAGUACACCAUACAAGAAGGCUUUGCCUGCUUCAGAAGUGAAAAAAUUUGAUCAAAGCAUGAUCACGGAUACCCAAUUAAAUGAAAGAACUGUAGAAAUGGAGCAAACUCAGUCCAAGACUCCUUUAACAGAAAAGACAGCUAACAGAAAAUCGACAGCAAAAACACCUGUUGCAAAUGAAACUAGUUCUCUAACAGAGGCAGAGGAUGAUGAAAGCAUGCAGACCUUGUUCAAGACUCCAGCAACUGAAAAGGAAGUUAACAGAAAAUCGACAGCAAAAACACCUGUUUUUGAAACUAUUGCAAAUGAAACUAGUUCUCCAACAGAGGCAGAAGGUGAUGAUGAAAGCAUGCAGACCUUGGUCAAGACUCCAGCAACUGAAAGGGAAGUUAACAGAAAAUCGACAGCAAAAACACCUGUUGCAAAUGAAACUAGUUCUCUAACAGAGGCAGAGGAUGAUGAAAGCAUGCAGACCUUGUUCAAGACUCCAGCAACUGAAAAGGAAGUUAACAAAAAAUCGACAGCAAAAACACCUGUUUUUGAAACUAUUGCAAAUGAAACUAGUUCUCCAACAGAGGCAGGUGGUGAUGAUGAAAGCAUGCAGACCUUUUUCAAGACUCCAGUAACACAAAAGAAAGUUAACAGAAAAUUGACAGCAAAAACACCUGUUGCAAAUGAAACUAGUUCUCUAACAGAGGCAGAGGAUGAUGAAAGCAUGCAGACCUUGUUCAAGACUCCAGCAACUGAAAAGGAAGUUAACAGAAAAUCGACAGCAAAAACACCUGUUGUUGAAACUAUUGCAAAUGAAACUAGUUCUCUAACAGAGGCAGAAGAUGAUGAAAGCAUGCAGACCUUGUUCAAGACUCCAGUAACACAAAAGAAAUUUAACAGAAAAUCGACACCAAAAACACCUGUUGCAAAUGAAACUAGUUCUCUAACAGAGGCAGAAGAUGAUGAAAGCAUACAGACCUUGUUCAAGACUCCAGUAACACAAAAGAAAGUUAACAGAAAAUCGACAGCAAAAACACCUGUUGUUGAAAUUAUUGCAAAUGAAACUAGUUCUCUAACAGAGGCAGAAGAUGAUGAAAGCAUGCAGACCUUGUUCAAGACUCCAGCAACUGAAAAGGAAGUUAACAGAAAAUCGACAGCAAAAACACCUGUUGCAAAUGAAACUAGUUCUCUAACAGAGGCAGAGGAUGAUAAAAGCUUGCAGACCUUGUUCAAGACUUCAGUAACACAAAAGAAAGUUCACAGAAAAUCGACAGCAAAAACACCUGUUGUUGAAACUAUUGCAAAUGAAACUAGUUCUCUAACAGAGGCAGAAGAUGAUGAAAGCAUACAGACCUUGUUCAAGACUCCAGUAACACAAAAGAAAGUUAACAGAAAAUCGACAGCAAAAACACCUGUUGCAAAUGAAACUAGUUCUCUAACAGAGGCAGAGGAUGAUGAAAGCUUGCAGACCUUGUUCAAGACUCCAGUAACACAAAAGAAAGUUAACAGAAAAUCGACAGCAAAAACACCUGUUGUUGAAACUAUUGGAAAUGAAACUAGUUCUCUAACAGAGGCAGAAGAUGAUGAAAGCAUGCAUUCCUUGUUCAAGACUCCAGUAACACAAAAGAAAGUUAACAGAAAAUCGACAGCAAAAACACCUGUUGCAAAUGAAACUAGUUCUCUAACAGAGGCAGAGGAUGAUGAAAGCAUGCAGACCUUGUUCAAGACUCCAGCAACUGAAAAGGAAGUUAACAGAAAAUCGACAGCAAAAACACCUGUUGUUGAAACUAUUGCAAAUGAAACUAGUUCUCUAACAGAGGCAGAAGAUGAUGAAAGCAUACAGACCUUGUUCAAGACUCCAGUAACACAAAAGAAAGUUAACAGAAAAUCGACACCAAAAACACCUGUUGCAAAUGAAACUAGUUCUCUAACAGAGGCAGAGGAUGAUGAAAGCUUGCAGACCUUGUUCAAGACUCCAGUAACACAAAAGAAAGUUAACAGAAAAUCGACAGCAAAAACACCUGUUGUUGAAACUAUUGGAAAUGAAACUAGUUCUCUAACAGAGGCAGAAGAUGAUGAAAGCAUGCAUUCCUUGUUCAAGACUCCAGUAACACAAAUGAAAGUUAACAGAAAAUCGACAGCAAAAACACCUGUUGCAAAUGAAACUAGUUCUCUAACAGAGGCAGAGGAUGAUGAAAGCAUGCAGACCUUGUUCAAGACUCCAGCAACUGAAAAGGAAGUUAACAGAAAAUCGACAGCAAAAACACCUGUUUUUGAAACUAUUGCAAAUGAAACUAGUUCUCAAACAGAGGCAGACGGUGAUGAUGAAAGCAUGCAGACCUUGGUCAAGACUCCAGCAUCACAAAAAAAAGGUAACAGAAAAUCGACAGCAAAAACACUUGUUGUUGAAACAAUUGCAAAUGAAAUUAGUUGUCCAACAGAGGCACAGGAUGAUAAUGAAAGCAUGCAGACCUUGUUCAAGACUCCAACAACUGAAAAGGAAGUUAACAGAAAAUCGACAGCAAAAACACCUGUUGCUGAAUAUGGUGCAGAGAUACCUGUUGUUGAAAAUAUGAGAAGUGAAAUUAGUUUAGAAAUAGAGGAGAUUGAGGAAAAGAUAGCGACUGUCCUGAAGAGUUCAGCAUCGCAUGGAAAAACUGGCAUUGUUGUAGACAAUAGUACGUUGCUUAAGAGAGGAUCAAGUUUGCCCAAGCAUGUCUUUGGUGAUAUAACUACUGUUGUUAUUAGCCCACUGAAUGCCAAACAGAGGGGCGGUAAGAUAUAUACCAAUGAUGAUUUAAGUGUUGCGGUUAAGGCAAAUGAAAGUCACGAAUACAGAGAAGAGACGCAUUCACAGGAUGCAAUAGCUGAAAGCUGUGUGCGAAGUACCCGUAGCAGAAGGGUUAGGACUAUCAAAGAUGUAGACACAGUGGUAACGAAGUCUUUGCGAUCUAGAAGCAGAAAUUUGGUAGAAGAUGUAACUGAGGAUUUUACUGUGUUGUCCAAUGUUAAUGAAUCUUUUUUAGCUUUAGCUAAGACAAGACACUGCCAAAAAUCAUUACCAGUUAAGAAGUCCACUCAGAAACAAAAACCAAAGGCAGACACAAAUGUUAUUUCUGUAGAAGAGAAGACAUCACCAAAAACAUUGUUGACGGUAAUUGUGGAGAUUCCUGAAGAACAGGAAACUAAAUCGCGAACUGCAAGCGAUUCUAAUGGAGAUGUUUCUACUACACGUGCUACGCGUUCUCGUCGUGGUGUUUUAAAUAGAAACGGAGGAAAGAGCGAAGCAAUAAGAGAACCUGUACGAAAAAUAAGGGGAACACACCGUCGAGUUCCAGUGCCAGUGGAAGAUAAAUUAGCCGCAUGUGAAUAUCUUGUUGAGGAUCCACCCAGCAAAGUGAAGAAUGGUCGUAAGAAAGCUUCGGAUGAGGAAUGCGCUGUUGCCAGUAACUUAGAUGACGAAGCUUCUGUUUCACGGACCCGAGGUACUCGAAAAGGUGCGAAAAAGAAUAGUAAUAGUGUUGAUAACUCCGAAAAAAACAAAAAUUCAAGUGCAACAGAGGAUGAUAACCUGUCGAUAGAAAUGCGAUCUACCCGUGAGAGGAAAAUAGCCGAAUCGUCUGAAACCGAUGAUAAAAAAGCUUCUGUACCCCGUACAGUGAGAGAACGCAAUGAUCAAACUGAAAACAGCGAUAUCAAAGCGGCUAGCGAAAACAGCCUUCCCGAAGAAGUGAAAAUAACGCGUUCGUCGAGGAGAAUAGGACCUACUCGUGCAACAAAAGGACGCAAUAAUAAUGCUAAAGAUUUCGACCAAGUCAACACUGAGGAAGUAAAAAAUACGCGUUCUUCGAGAAGAAAGGAGCCUACUCGUGCGACAAAAGGACGCAGUGAUAAGGCUAAAGAUAACGACCAAGUGUCCACUGAGGAAGUAAAAAUUACGCGUUCUUCGAGAAGAAAGGGGCCUACUCGUGCAAGAACAGGGCGCACUGACGAUGCUGAAGAUAACGACGGAGUUUCCAUCGAAGGCAACUUGUGUGAGGAAGUAAAAAUAACGCGGUCGUCGAGGAGAAAAAUCGUUGAUGGUACUUCGCAGUCUGAACCUGUGAGAAAAUCACGCCGUCGAAAUGUAGAUUCGGCAGAAAAAUCGGCGGAACCAACACAGGAGAAGGGUGGCGCUAAGUCGGAAAAAGUUGACGAUACAGUGAAAAAGACCAAGAAACCUUCAGGAGAAAAGCGAAAGCUAAAAGAAAUUAAAGCAAACAUCAAUGAGCCAGUUAAAAGGCCCCGCCCAAGAAGAGGGAAGACUCGAGACACAGAAGAGGAGGUUGUUCCGCCAGUGACUAGGCGAGUAACACGAAGCAGGAAAUGAGGAUCAUGAAUAUAUCUUUUCAAGUUUUUUAGCGCAGUAUAUAUUUUAUUUGUACUUUUACUUGUCUGAAUGUAAUUUUAAAUAAUUCUUUUAAGCGUUUUAGACUCAUUUCUGGUAAUUUGAUUAUUCAUAUUCUAAUAUCCAAACAGUUGCUAUAUCUAUGAGAUCAGGUGUUAUAUUUUGUACAUAAACCAGUUUCAACAUAUGUGUAUUCUUCAUAUGUAACAAUAUAAUGUGUGUGUAUAUGUAUA